Mollisia scopiformis is the source of this 1238-nucleotide messenger RNA. RefSeq names its product NAD(P)-binding protein. Gene Ontology annotation, cellular component: endoplasmic reticulum. The record is from RefSeq and is a predicted model, not a curated record. Gene Ontology annotation, molecular function: oxidoreductase activity. NCBI's taxonomy places the organism in Eukaryota, Fungi, Ascomycota, Leotiomycetes, Helotiales, Mollisiaceae. Bases 102 to 1046 code for a protein of 314 amino acids. The transcript has 2 exons.
AUGAAUUUGUGCAACAUAACUUUCUCCUAUUUAACUCUCGGUUACUGAUAACUUCAACAACGCUGCUUGAAUUAUUUCCCUCUCACUCUUUCCCCUCCAACAUGUCCCUCCUUAUCAAAAUCCUCGCAACCCUAGGCUCCCUAACCCUCGCCUCCCAAACCCUCAAACUCCUCACCUUCCUCAAAUUCUGGCUCCGCCCCUCCACCCUCUCCCUCUACCACUACCCACUAUCCUCCCAGCCGCCCUGGGCCUUCAUAACCGGCUCCUCAGACGGAAUCGGACUCGGCCUCGCCCUCGAGCUUGCCCACUCCGGCUUCAAUAUCCUCCUCCACGGCCGCAACCCCACCAAACUGUCCGCCGCUCAAUCCACCAUCCUCGCCGAAUGUCCCAACAUCCAGGUCAAAUACAUUGUCGCCGACGUGUGUCUGCCCGGUGAUCAAAUGCUGCAGAAAAUCCAAGAGAUAAAAGACCAGGUGAAAGACCUCCAUGUCACGAUCUUGGUAAAUAAUGUCGGCGGCCCAGCACCAGGCAUGGUUCCAUUGUACAAAACGAUGCAGCAAACGCAAGACUGGGAAAUCGACGGCCAGAUCGCGAUGAACAUCCGAUUUACCUGCCAUCUUACCUCGGCGCUGAUCCCGCUUCUUCCUAACCCGGCUCUGAUCCUCAAUAUCGGAUCCGUGUCGGAUGUUGGAUUGCCGUAUAUCGCGAUGUAUUCGGGCGCCAAGGGAUUUGUGGAUUCGUGGACUAGGGCCCUGAGUAGGGAGAUGAGGGCUGAGAAUAGGGGGAUCGAGGUUUUGUGUAUAAGGCCGAUGAAAGUUACGGGUACGAGUUUUCGGAAGGAGAAGGGGGAGUGGGGGAUGCCUGAUUCGAGGACUUUUGCUAAGGGGACGUUGGGGAGGGUUGGUGGGGGGAGGGUGGUUACAGAGGGAUACUGGGUUCAUAGCAUCAGGGUUGGGAUGAUCGAUCUGUUGCCGGAAUGGAUCUUGAUGAAGCAUAUUGUCAAGACUAUGAAGGAGGAAGCAGAGAAGGAUAAGAAAAGGGAGUGAGUUGAAGAAGAGAAACUUGAGGAUGUGUUUGGAGCUCUCAAUGUUCUUUAAAAGCAAAUACGCAUCAGACAAGAGAGCAUGCAUGUAUAGAGAGGAGGGUGUGUAUUCAAUGCGAUGCAUCUGAAGAAUAGCAGGAGUGGCUAAAGUUAGACCCCGAGUUUUGGUAGCGAGCAUACCUAAAUAUAGGUACCU